AUGCCUCAUCCGCCAGAACAAGAAGAUUUAGGGCCUCGAUUAACUCCCAGAGUAAAUCAACUUAGACAGGAAGAAUGCAUAGAUGUGGUGGGACGUGAAGUUGCUCAUGAAAGAGAAAUACAUUCUGCGAUGCAGAUGUCUCAGUCGUGGGAAGACCUGACCUUGGUAUCAAGUUCUCUAUCAUGUAAAUCAGAAGCUGAUGGACAAAACUCAAGAUUAGAAUCAAAGAGGCUUAUCCAAAGAGUAACAGAUCCACUUCAUGUUAGUCUUCCAUCUGUACCCCAUUGUUCAUCUCCAUCUCCCACUCGUACAGGAAUUAGACAUUUUUCUCCUAGUCUUCAAACAUCAUGGAAUUUGUCCCCAAGUCCAACGAGAAAGGCUUUUGCCACAAGGCGUAGCUUAAGUCCUAUUGCAUUGCGACCAAGUACCUUAGGAAUCAUGAAAAGGAAAUUUGAUUUAGAUGAUGAUAAAGAAAGUAAUUACCUUUCGCCCCCUGCCAAGAGACUCAGCUGUGGAGGAUCUGUUAUGCCCCAACGUUUGAGUCCAUUACCGGGAUCUUUAAGCUCCGUAGGAACUCCUGAGUCUCUGUCUAGUGUGGAUUCCCCUGGUUUUUUCCGACCGGUUGAUAGCCCAUCACCUCAUCAAAAUAUCCCAUCACCUUCCCUUACUUCAAUCACUAAUGUUGAUGAACCAAUGAGGGAAGAGCACAUAGCAAAACAAGCCACAACUUCAACAGCAUAG
Molecule: messenger RNA, 741 nt
Organism: Pediculus humanus corporis (human body louse)
Lineage: Eukaryota; Metazoa; Arthropoda; Insecta; Psocodea; Pediculidae
Exons: 3
Coding region: 1-741 (246 amino acids)
Molecular function (GO): protein serine/threonine phosphatase inhibitor activity
Source: RefSeq, a predicted model, not a curated record